Pyricularia pennisetigena is the source of this 1080-nucleotide messenger RNA. RefSeq lists its product as uncharacterized. The transcript has 2 exons. Bases 1 to 1080 code for a protein of 359 amino acids. Lineage: Eukaryota; Fungi; Ascomycota; Sordariomycetes; Magnaporthales; Pyriculariaceae. Gene Ontology annotation, cellular component: mating-type region heterochromatin. Gene Ontology annotation, biological process: replication-born double-strand break repair via sister chromatid exchange; regulation of DNA repair; negative regulation of transcription by RNA polymerase II. Gene Ontology annotation, molecular function: NAD+ binding; histone deacetylase activity, NAD-dependent. The record is from RefSeq and is a predicted model, not a curated record.
AUGCCGCGUGGCAAGCUCACGUGGGACGAGGACGCGACAUUCCCAAUUCACAGCUUUUUGCGCCAGUAUUGGAACAAUCAGGAUGUUCACAUGGUCGAGGUUCUGUGGGAGGGCAUUUGGGACCCAUCCGUCAUUCGAACUUGGGAGCCGGCAUCGCAGGUCCUGCCUGGGAAUUCAUCGCUCUUGAAGGAUUUGAACCGGAGAUGUGCGGCCUCGGCCUCAGAUGGUAGUCGACCGUCAUCGCCUCAGCCUGCCGAGAUCGGUCUGGUGGACGCGAUGCAACUCUUGCGGUCGCACCGCCAGACUGUCGUCUUCUCGGGUGCCGGCAUCUCCGUCUCCGCAGGAAUUCCAACCUUUGCCGACUCACAACUCAAACGGUCUGAUUUUCAGGCGUCAACAGUCGACGACGACGCCUUUCAACUAGACAUGACGGACCUCUGGCAUCUCACGCAGCAGGCCAAACCUACCCCGUUCCACGCCUUACUGGAACAGCAACCCAGUCUCGUUCUCCACAUCACGCAGAACAUAGACUGUCUCGAACGGUCUCUCCCUGCCGCCGAGAGGAAAACCGUCCGACUGCACGGGUGCCUCGACACGGUUAGAUGCACCAUCUGCCCCAGCGAUCACAGGUGGCUGCGGACCGACGACGAUGCACCCGAGCCCGGCGCCCCGUGUACCAAAUGCGAGGCGGACGCCAGCCGUCGCAGGGCCAACGGCCAGCGCGUGCGCAACGUCAAGUCUCGCGUCGAGGCCGACGUGCGCCGGUACGACGAGACGGCCAAGGAGGUGCCCGACAUCAGCAACAUUGCCGGCGGCAGAGGGCUGAAGAACUUUGACAGCAUUCUGGUCGUCGGCACGGCCGCUACCAUCCCCAACGUGCAGGCGAUGAUUGCGAAGCUGUCGCAUGCCGUGCACGAGAGGGGAGACGGAGGAGUGGUGAUCUGGGUCGGGCCCAAGGCCCCAUCGCCUAGCCGCGCGGCGCGUCUUGGGUUGGAUUACUGGCUCUGUGUCGAGGCGGAUAGGUUUGCGGAAGAGUACAGUCGUAUAGGUCGUCGGCAGAGAACGACGAGGAGCAAGUGA